AUGGAACUCUCCUCUCUUCAACUUCUUCCAAUUCAGAGAAUUAGUAGAGCUCCAAACCAUGAAAUAGCAAGCGUAUUUAAUCCUCGGAGACGGAGUUGCAGAAGGAGACAACGGAAAUGGAACAUAUCACCGAGAACGACGGCGGAGACGACGGCGUUGGAGCAGGCGGGAGGGAAGAUGGUGGUGGAGCUAGUAGGAGCAUUUAAUGAGCUAACUGAGAGAAUGAACGUGCUUUCAACAAGUUCUUCUAGAAUACUUUUCAAAGCUCUAAAGCUUUCCAUUCCUAUUUUACAAAAUUUACCUCUCUCUAUCGAUGGCCGCUCUCCUCUCGAUAAAGCAUGGUCUCUCGCUCUGCUUCUGGCAGAUCUUCAGAUGGAUGCGGAAGUAAUUUCUGCGGGAAUAUUGACGCAACUGUUUGAAGCUAGUUCGAUAACAAUUCGUGAAGUGAGGGAUAAAAUAGGGAGUGGUACGGCACAUUUGUUACACGAAAGUUUGAGAGUUAAAAAUAUUCCUUCAAGAAUUGAGGUUUUGGAUGAUGAUAGUGCUUCAGCAUUGAGAAAGUUUUGUCUUACCUAUUAUGAUAUUCGUGCUGUGAUUUUGGAUUUGGCUAUUAAGCUUGAUAUGAUGAGGCAUUUAGGUUACUUGCCGAGGUAUCAACAGCAAAUGUUGUCUCUUCAAGUUAUGAAGAUUUAUGCUCCGUUAGCUCAUGCUGUGGGGACUAAUUGGUUAUCGUUGGAGUUGGAGGAUUUGUCAUUUCGGUAUUUGUUUCCUUGUUCAUAUUUAUAUGUGGAUACAUGGUUGCGUAGUCAUGUAACAGGUGGGAAGCCAUUGAUUGAUGUGUAUGUGGAAGAGUUGAGACAGUCAUUGAAGGCUGAUCCUGUUUUGGUUGACAUGGUGGAGGAUGUUUGGGUUAAGGGACGGUAUAAGAGUCGGUAUAGUACGAUGAAGAAGCUUUUGAAAGAUGGUCGGAAGCCUGAAGAAGUAAAUGAUGUUCUGGGUUUGCGAGUUGUAUUGAAACCUAAGUCUGGAGAGGAUGUAUUGGAAUUAGGUGAGAAGGCAUGCUAUAGGACGUGCGAGAUUGUUCGAUCUUUGUGGAAAGAAAUUCCUCACAGAACAAAAGAUUAUAUUGCCAGGCCUAAAGCAAAUGGGUAUAGGAGUUUACACAUGGCAGUUGAUGUGAGUGAUAAUGGCAAGACUAGACCACUAAUGGAAAUUCAGAUAAGGACUGCAGAGAUGGAUUUGCUGGCAGUUGGUGGAACGGCAUCCCAUUCCUUGUACAAGGGUGGCCUUACUGAUCCUGAAGAGGCAAAGCGGCUCAAGGCCAUAAUGAUGGCUGCAGCUGAACUUGCAGCAUUGCGUCUUAAAGAUCUUCCCUCUGCCAAAGGUAUUGAGAUUGACCAGAGAGAUCGAAUCUUUCAGCUUCUCGAUAAAAAUGGUGAUGGCCGGAUUAGCAUUGAAGAACUCAUGGAAGUUAUGGAAGAACUUGGUGCCCCUGGAGAAGAUGCACGGGAGAUGAUGCAGCUCCUUGAUUCGAAUAGUGAUGGCUCUCUCAGCCCCGAUGAAUUUGAUACCUUUCAGAAACAGGUUGAAUUCAUGCAUAAUUUAGAGGACAGAGAUCAUCAGUACGAGAGCAUGUUGAAUGACAAACUUCAAAUGGCAGAGGACAGUGGCUUGAUUCAG
Dovyalis caffra is the source of this 1680-nucleotide messenger RNA. Lineage: Eukaryota; Viridiplantae; Streptophyta; Magnoliopsida; Malpighiales; Salicaceae. The record is from the annotation of a GenBank genome assembly.